ACGUACGUACGUCAACAUCCGGUUGUAAAUAGAAAAAAGCCAAACACAGCACAGUCUCUAUAGAGGCUAACUUCGUAAUGUAAGGCGUGCGUGCGUACACUAUAGUUUACAUUUUGUAAUCCAGAACAAUUUGACAACAAUGCCAACACUUCAUUAUGACUUGCUGUAGCGCUGAACAUUGUACCAGUUCUUUGCAUUUGGAAGAAAUCACCUGAAAAUGAAUGACACCAGUUUCUCUACCCAGGCCUAUGUUGGUUGACUCAGUGAAUCAUGGACAGUAAAGAUACUUCUCCAUCAGCAUCUAAUGUAGCCAGUGAGAUUAUGGAGGACCAGUACUCCAGAAAAGUAGCAAGCAACCUCGGCCAUGAUUGGUUGAAGCAGAGCGAGGAACCAUUCGUUUCUUCAACCUGUGGUCAAGCUUUUCCUUCACUGAGUGAUCUUCGUGCACAUGAAAUGGUGCACACAGAUGAGAAACCAUUUGUUUGCGAGACCUGUGGGAAAGCCUUUACUGAACGAAGUCAUCUGCAACAACACAACAGGAUUCACACUGGUGAGAAACCAUUUGUUUGCGAGACCUGUGGGAAAGCCUUUGCUCAGAAAGGUAGUCUGCGUAAGCAUAGCAGGGUUCACACUGGUGAGAAACCAUUUGUUUGCGAGACCUGUGGGAAAGCCUUUACUUACCAAACCAGUCUGAACAGUCAUAAAAGGAUUCACACUGGUGAGAAACCAUUUGUUUGUGAGACCUGUGGUAAAGCCUUUGCUGACCAAACCAAUCUGAACAGACAUAAAAGGAUUCACACUGGUGAGAAACCAUUUGUUUGUGAGACCUGUGGUAAAGCCUUUACUCAACAAGGUAGUCUAGAUAUACAUGGCAGGGUUCACACUGGUGAGAAACCAUUCGUUUGUGAGACCUGUGGUAAAGCCUUUGCUGACCAAACCAAUCUGAACAGACAUAAAAGUAUUCACACUGGUGAGAAACCAUUUGUUUGUGAGACCUGCGGUAAAGCCUUUACUGAACAAAGUCAUCUGCAACGACACAACAGGAUUCACACUGGUGAGAAACCAUUUGUUUGUGAGAACUGUGGUAAAGCCUUUAUUAAUCAAAGUGAACUGCAACGACACAACAUGAUUCACACUGGUGAGAAACCAUUUGUUUGUGACACCUGUGGUAUAGCCUUUGCUCAGAAAGGUAGUCUGCGUAAGCAUAGCAGGGUUCACACUGGUGAGAAACCAUUGGUUUGUGAGACCUGUGGUAAAGCCUUUACUUGCAAAACCAGUCUGAACAGUCAUAAAAGGAUUCACACUGGUGAGAAACCAUUUGUUUGUGACACCUGUGGUAAAGCCUUUGCUCAGAAAGGUAGUCUGCGUAAGCAUAGCAGGGUUCACACUGGUGAGAGACCAUUUGUUUGUGAGACCUGUGGGAAAGCGUUUACUCAGCAAAGCCAAUUAAACAGACACAACAGGGCUCACACUGGUGAGAAACCAUUUGUUUGUGAGACCUGUGGUAAAGCCUUUACUGAACGAAGUCAUCUGCAACGACAUAACAGGGUUCACACUGGUGAGAAACCGUUUGUUUGUAAGACCUGUGGUAAAGCCUAUACUUUUCAAGGUAGUCUAAUAAUGCAUAGCACGGUUCACACCGGUGAAAAACCAUUUGUUUGUGAGACCUGUGGGAAAGCUUUUACUCAACAAGGUAGGCUAGAUAUUCAUAGCAGGGGUCACACUGGUGAGAAACCAUUUGUUUGUGAGACUUGUGGGAAAGCUUUUACUCUCCAAUCCAAUCUGAACAGACAUAAUAGAAUUCACACUGGUGAGAAACCGUUUGUUUGUGAGACCUGUGGGAAAGCCUUUGCUCAAAACUAUAUUCUGCGUUUCCAUAGCAUGAUUCAUACUGGUGAAAAACCAUUUGUUUGUGAAAACUGUGGUAAAGCCUUUGCUCAGAAAGCUUGUCUGCGUUCGCAUAGCAUGAUUCAUACUGGUAAGAGACCAUUUGUUUGUGAGACCUGUGGGAAAGCCUUUACUCAGCAAGGUAGUCUAAAUAUUCAUAGCAGGGUUCACACUAAUGAGAAACCAUUUGUUUGUGAGACCUGUGGUAAAGCAUUUACUCGGCGGGGCCAUCGAAACACACAUAGCAGGGUUCACACGGGUGAGAAACCAUUUGUUUGUGAGACCUGUGGUAAAGCCUUUAAUCGGCGAGGUAGUCUGCAUCUGCAUAGCAGGGUUCACACUGGUGAGAGACCAUUUGUUUGUGAGACCUGUGGGAAAGCCUUUACUCGGCAAGGUACUCUAGAUCGGCAUAGCACAGUUCACACUGGUGAGAAACCAUUUGUUUGUGAGACCUGUGGUAAAGCCUUUACUCAACAAGGUAGUCUAGAUAUUCAUAGCAGGGUUCACACUGGUGAGAAAACAUUCGUUUGUGAGACCUGUGGUAAAGCCUUUACUCAACAAGGUAGUCUAGAUAUGCAUGGCAGGAUUCACACUGGUGAGAAACCAUUCGUUUGUGAGACCUGUGGGAAAGCCUUUACUCAACAAGGUAGUCUAGAUUUGCAUGGCAGGGUUCACACUGGUGAGAAACCAUUUGUUUGUGAGACCUGUGGUAAAGCCUAUACUCUGCAAGGUAGUCUAGAUCGGCAUAGCACGGUUCACACUGGUGAGAAACCAUUUGUUUGUGAGACCUGUGGGAAAGCCUUUGCUGACCAAACCAAUCUGAAAAAACAUAAAAGGAUUCACACUGGUGAGAAACCAUUUGUUUGUGAGACCUGUGGGAAAGCCUUUGCUCACCAAACCAAUCUGAACAGACAUAAAAGGGUUCACACUGGUGAGAAACCGUUUGUUUGUGAGACCUGUGGGAAAGCCUUUGCUCAGCAAACUGAUCUAAAGAAUCAUGACACAGUGCACACUGGUGAGAAACCAUUUGUUUGUGAGACCUGUGGGAAAGCCGUUACUCAGCAAGGUUAUCUGCGUUUGCAUAGCAGGGUUCACACUGGUGAGAAACCAUUUGUUUGUGAGACCUGUGGGAAAGCCUUUACUCAGCAAGGUAGUCUGCGUUUGCAUAGCAGGGUUCACACUGGUGAGAAACCAUUUGUUUGUGAGACCUGUGGUAAAACCUUUACUCAAAAACAUAAUCUGCGUUUGCAUAGCAGGGUUCACACCGGUGAGUAACCAUUUGUUUGUGAGACCUGUGGUAAAGCCUUUACUCGGCAAGGUUCUCUACACAGACAUGAAAGGGUAGACACUGGUGAGUAGGCAUUCGUUUGGAAGUCCACCAGUGUAGCAUUUUCCUCAACCAAGUCAGAUGAAGACACAUAAACGGGUCUAGAUGGCGGAUGAUUAGCCAUUAUUGUAGAAAUAAUAAUAAGAAAUACAUUUGCAGGAUGCUUAAACUGUUACUGACCCUAACAGUCCUGAAUCCUCCAAUUUUCAUGUGAUUUCUCACACACCCUAGGGAGUUAAGGCCAAGUAGAAAAACAAACAGUGUCUUGUCCCUGCCUGCUUCCUUUUUUCCAGCUGCCUCUCAUUUUUUUUUUUAUCAAACAUUUGCCAUAUAAAUAUUUUCAUUUUUUUUAUUCUUCCUCCACUCAUUUUUUAGCAAUGUACAUGCAUGUAAUAAGCCAGUUCUGUAUUUCAACUGUGCAUGAGCUCAAAGAUAUGGGUCACGGUUUAUUCAGGAUAAUCGAACGUUUCAAAGGCGCAUGAACGCGGGCGCACGACGCUUGCGUGAUAGUCAUCUGCAGAAUGGGCGAGUGCGUAACAUCGCGUAACAUCACGUCAAUGAUGUUAUCCCGAAUGGGUCAUUGAAAUACCGAAGUGGCUUAUUAACAAUCUGUUAAAAAGCAUCACGGCUCAUUUAGCCACAAAAGUAUCAGAAAAAGAGUCAAGAAAGUAGAAGAAUCCAUCUUGAGAAAAAAAAGCUGUCAUCCGCCUUUGAAAAAGUAGAAAUCCUGACGAGAAACUAUAUGUUUUGUUUUUACUUGGCCUAAUGAGUUUUACUCUCGGUUUAAUGAUGAUCAUUGUUUGUCUGUGCAUUGUCUUUUAACAAAUACUGGUCGUAUGGAAUUUAAAUAGAAAAAAUAUAUGAGUAGCACUUGAAAUAUUGUCUUUUUAUUCUUAUUAAUUCUGAUACAUGUCUUACUGUAACUCCCUUGGACAUUGUUCACCCAAUUCUUCACUGUUCACAUGCAGUGGCGUAACUACUAGGGUCAAUUAUUCCUGGGGGGGGGGGGACCCUGGGGUGCAUCCAUUUUGCAAGGGGGCACUAAAGGCAAAUGACGUGUCAUUCCAACAGCGCUGUGUAAUUUUGGUUCAACUUAAGAUUUCAGAUGAUGUCAUAGGGUGUGUACUUACACAACUGAUUGUGCACAACAUCAUUGUUACCUAUGGUUUACUGUAACUUGUUUGCAUUUUUUGGAUGAAAGAGUUAUAGGGUCAUUGUGUUUAAAUGGUGAUAUAUUUUGAAUAUAUUUCGCUAUUUCAGUAAUUUUUAUCUACCAGUUUACGAGUCUCUGAGUUUCUUUCAAUGAGUGAUGCUUUUUAUAAGUUUGAAUGUUACUUUCUGGUGGCAGAAAAGAUCAAUAAAAAGAUUUUCAGUGACUUGUCAGAA
Messenger RNA from Patiria miniata (bat star), 4600 nucleotides. RefSeq names its product gastrula zinc finger protein XlCGF26.1-like. Gene Ontology annotation, cellular component: nucleus. The record is from RefSeq and is a predicted model, not a curated record. Gene Ontology annotation, molecular function: DNA-binding transcription factor activity, RNA polymerase II-specific; RNA polymerase II cis-regulatory region sequence-specific DNA binding. Lineage: Eukaryota; Metazoa; Echinodermata; Asteroidea; Valvatida; Asterinidae. The transcript has 5 exons. Bases 271 to 3162 code for a protein of 963 amino acids. Gene Ontology annotation, biological process: regulation of transcription by RNA polymerase II.